Molecule: messenger RNA, 1695 nt
Organism: Amaranthus tricolor (Joseph's coat)
Lineage: Eukaryota; Viridiplantae; Streptophyta; Magnoliopsida; Caryophyllales; Amaranthaceae
Product: zinc finger CCCH domain-containing protein 49-like
Exons: 4
Coding region: 107-1513 (468 amino acids)
Cellular component (GO): U2-type catalytic step 2 spliceosome; Prp19 complex; U2-type catalytic step 1 spliceosome
Molecular function (GO): U6 snRNA binding; metal ion binding; pre-mRNA binding
Source: RefSeq, a predicted model, not a curated record
CCUAACUGAACUGUUUAUGUAAUUUGCCUGGUGCCUAGGCCUAUAUGAAUUUUAUCAGAAGUGUAGGCGGCUUCAAAGAUUUUCUAUAGAACUAGAGACUGGAGAUAUGGCUCAUCGACUGCUUCGAGAUCUAGAAGCCGAUGGUUGGGAGCGUUCUGACUUCCCUAUCAUCUGUGAAUCUUGCCUCGGCGACAAUCCUUAUGUUCGCAUGACUAGAGCGGAAUAUGAUAAGGAAUGUAAGAUAUGUACAAGACCAUUUACUGUUUUUCGAUGGAGACCAGGUCGCGAUGCGAGAUAUAAAAAAUCUGAGAUUUGCCAGACAUGCAGUAAACUGAAAAAUGUAUGCCAAGUUUGCCUCUUGGAUCUUGAGUAUGGUCUUCCAGUACAGGUUCGUGAUACUGCUCUUAGCAUCAGCAGCAAUGACGCCAUCCCCAAGAGUGAUGUCAAUAGGGAAUAUUUUGCUGAGGAACAUGACCGCAGGGCUAGAGCAGGUCUGGAUUAUGAAUCCUCUUAUGGAAAGGCGCGGCCUAAUGACACUAUUUUGAAGCUUCAGAGAACAACACCAUAUUAUAAGAGAAACAGAGCACAUGUUUGCAGUUUCUAUAUAAGAGGUGAAUGUACCAGAGGUGCUGAGUGUCCUUAUCGGCAUGAAAUGCCUGUUACUGGGGAGCUAUCACAGCAAAAUAUUAAAGAUCGUUAUUAUGGAGUAAAUGAUCCGGUUGCAAUGAAGCUCCUUAACAAGGCAGGCGAAAUGCAGACACUCGAACCUCCAGAUGAUGAAAGCAUCAAGACUCUUUAUGUGGGUGGGCUUGAUAAUAGAAUAACUGAGCAAGAUCUGAGGGACAACUUCUAUGCCCAUGGUGAAAUUGAAUCCAUACGGAUGGUUCUUCAACGAGCUUGUGCUUUUGUAACAUACACUACUCGAGAAGCUGCUGAGAAGGCUGCAGAGGAACUCUCUAAUAAACUUGUCAUAAAGGGUUUAAGACUUAAGCUAAUGUGGGGUCGACCUCAGCAACCAAAACCUGAGCUUGAUGGUGACGAGCAUGCAAAACAGCAGGCGGCAGUGGCUCACAGUGGAAUGCUUCCUCGAUCUGUCAUAAGUCAGCAACAAAGUCAUCUUCACCCCCCUAGAACAAGUCAAGAUCAGCUCCCUCCAGCAAUGCCUUAUUUUAAUAUUCCACCUCCACCUCAGCAGGAUAGGACUUAUUAUCCUUCGAUGGAUCCCCAACGAAUGGGUGCUCGUGUUCCAUCACAAGAUGGUUCCUCAAGUGGGCCUUCAGGAUCUGGGGAAAACAAAAGUGGGCCUUCAGGAUAUGGCAUCUACCAGGGUUUGCCACCGCCACAACCACCACCACCAGGUAAUUAUCAACAACCAUAUUAUCCACCUUACGGUUAUAUGCUACCUCCUCCUCCACAGUACCAGCAUUACCCUCCAUCCCAAUACCAUAACCAGCCUGCUGGCCCUGGGGCUCCUCAACCUCCACCGUCAUCGCAGGCUCAGCAGCAGCAAUAAUACUCAGCUGCCUUUAUCAGGGUUUGAAAUUGAAUAUGUACUCUGUUGAAUACUUGUGAUUUUAUGUUAUGUUUCAUGAUUAUACCUCAUUUGGAGGGAUUGUAUUCCAAUAUAGAAUUUCUUUUUACUAAUAUGUUGCCUUGAAUAUUCAUCCAUUAAUUCGACCAUAGUUAUUUAGAGAA